UAGCUGGUCAGGGAAGACGACGGAAGAGGAUCAACAACCGUUUGGGCGUAUCAACAAACACUGAGUACAUUUUAUAUACUUCAUCGUCUCCAUCAGCAUCCAUCCAGUCCCAAAAAAUUCCAAGGUAAGCAAGUGGAGAUUCUCUCCCCUCCCGUUGACCAGCGUGUACUUCUAACUUCCUCCGUCUGGUAAUAAGUACACUUGUAGAGCUCAAAAUUUGUUAUAGAUCUAUAACAAAUUUUAGUCGAUCAACAAACAGUACGUUUUAUAGCUCAACAUCGCCAUUAAUCAGCAUCAGCAGGAGUGUGGAGGAGCGGCAGCCGGAGCUCCGGAAUGGCGGAUAGAGCAGCUGGGUCUCUCCCGGUGGCUAACGUGCAGGUGCUCGCGGAGGCUUGCAACGGCGGGGUCGAUGAGCAGCAGCAGCAGGUGCCCGAGAGGUACCUUAGCAAGGAUCCCAGCUCUGAGGAGGUCGUCGCCGGCGACGACAGUGCUUGCGCGAUUCCGGUCAUCGACCUCCGCAAGCUGCAGGACCCGCAUUCGUCAGAGGAGUGCGCCAAGCUGGCGUCUGCCUGUCUGAACUGGGGCUUCUUCCAGCUAAUCAACCAUGGACUCCCAGAGGAAGUGACUGGAAACCUGAUGAAUGACGUGGCCGAGUUCUUCAAGCAGCCGCUCCAAGACAAGAAGGAAUGCUCCCAGCAAGCCGGCAGCCUCGAAGGCUAUGGCCAGGCCUUCGUCGUGUCUGACGACCAGAAGCUGGACUGGGCAGACAUGCUCUACCUCCAGGUCCAUCCAACUGAAACCAGGGACCUGCGGUUCUGGCCUACUCGCCCUGCAUCCUUCGGGCAUUCCGUAGACGUGUAUUCCUCGGAGGCCAGGCAGCUAGCGUAUCACCUGCUGGAGUUCAUGGCCAGGGGCGCCGGCGCCGAGCCAGCAUCGCAGCGAGCCAUGUUCGAAGGGCAGAUCCAGAGCAUGAGAGUGAACUACUACCCGCCGUGCCGGCAGCAGGCUGACCGGGUGCUGGGCCUGACGGCGCACACCGACGCGUGUGGCCUGACGCUGCUUCGGCAAAAGAACCACGACGUGCAGGGACUGCAGGUCAAGAAGGACGGCAAGUGGUUCGCCGUGAAGGCUCUCGAAGGCGCCUUCAUCGUCAACGUCGGCGACGUCCUUGAGAUCAUGAGCAAUGGGAAAUUCAAAAGUGUUGAGCACAGGGCCGUGAUACACCCAACCAAUGAGCGAAUUUCUGUGGCACUGUUCCACAAUCCUUGCCAGGAUAUGGUGGUUGGUCCUCUGCCAGAGUUCAUGAAAGGCGAUAAAGUGUGUUACAGAUCAACCAAUUACCAGGAUUUCUUGAAGCAAUACUUCACAUCAAAACUUGAUGGGAGGAUGCACGUAGAGAGAUUGAAGUUGGAGCAGUAGCUACCACUUCUACCGUACAUCGUGAAGGAUGGCAGUUAAAAAAAAAUUCUAUCUUGUCCACGAAUAUGAGUACCAGAAAAUAAUUCUAUCUUCGACUAUACAACAUGAGUAGUGUUUAUUCUCAAGCUUUAUGUAUGUAUGCAUCUAUGCUGCAUUCCCCCAGAAAAUAAAUAUGAGUAUUUGGAUA
Molecule: messenger RNA, 1606 nt
Organism: Panicum virgatum (switchgrass)
Lineage: Eukaryota; Viridiplantae; Streptophyta; Magnoliopsida; Poales; Poaceae
Product: 2-oxoglutarate-dependent dioxygenase 11-like
Exons: 4
Coding region: 334-1419 (361 amino acids)
Source: RefSeq, a predicted model, not a curated record